Molecule: messenger RNA, 771 nt
Organism: Vicia villosa (hairy vetch)
Lineage: Eukaryota; Viridiplantae; Streptophyta; Magnoliopsida; Fabales; Fabaceae
Exons: 2
Coding region: 1-771 (256 amino acids)
Source: RefSeq, a predicted model, not a curated record
AUGGCGGAUUAUGAGUGCAGAGCGACGAGUGGGGCGCAUAUAAGGUUUUCUAGCUUGAAAGAGCUGUAUGAGAACCACUUGGUGGCGGCAGCAGAGUCCGAGCAGGAGGGUGACGGGCUUUUUACUGAGUAUCACCGUGCUUGCGCUCUGAAGUGUUGGUUCAUGUUCUUAGUAGACACUACACUCUUUGUGGACAAAAGUGCAACCUACAUCGACAUGACGUAUCUCCGAUACUUUAUCGAGCUAACUAUAGGCUGGAUCAUCUCAUACUUCCACCGCAUCCACGACUUCUACAUUGAUCUUGUGUACGAUGACGCCAUGCCCAGGGCCGCACGAUACGUCCUCCAAAGGGGGAAUAACGCAGUGGGCCUAUAUCGCGUGUACCUCGACCGCACUAUUCACAAUGACAUCCGUUGGACGCCCUUCACUGAUUACUGUGAUGUUGUCCCAUUCGACCGCAUCGCAUUAUAUUCUGGAUGGUUGGCAUAUGGGACCAACACCAUGGUCAGGUAUCUGUCGGAGCGGUGCAUGAGGCAAUUUGGACGUGUGCAGAUGAUACCGAGGUCUCCGUUUGAGGCUGCUCCUGACACCGUUAUCCGAGUGAACUUCACUCCUAUAUUUGAGGAUUGGGCUCAUCACUUGGUGCCUGAGAAGUAUCGGCGUACGGUGGACACCCAGGCCUGGAAAUGUGUGGAUGGGAACGUCACAUGGUUAUAUCGUGUGUCACAUCCUUUGAUGAUACCCACACUCCCGGAGAUCCGCCUAGGCUAG